This is a messenger RNA of Cimex lectularius (bed bug), 1749 nucleotides long. RefSeq lists its product as uncharacterized. The record is from RefSeq and is a predicted model, not a curated record. Lineage: Eukaryota; Metazoa; Arthropoda; Insecta; Hemiptera; Cimicidae. The transcript is spliced from 9 exons. Bases 356 to 1702 code for a protein of 448 amino acids.
UAUUUUCAGCUGGUAGUAGUUUUUGUUGUUCAUUUUUAUCAUUAAUUUUAUACACACCUUGUGUUUCUUUUUUUCCCCUUUAAUUUGUUUGUAUCAGACGAAUAAAUUAUAUUCUAUAAAUAUGAUUUAAUUUAUGUGUUCUCUCUCGUUCUUCAUGCGAAUUUUCGUUAGGUUCUAAUUUUUCUGUUGAGGCUUAAAUUAUUUUAUUAUUAACCGACAAGACAUGCAGAACACAGGUGGUUGAAAAUCAUUACCAUGAUAUUGCAGAAAUUAUAUGAAAACCUAUUUGUUAAUUUUUCUUAUCGAGUAAAUAUAGAAAAAUUAAAUGAUGUUAGACUGAGCUGUGAUAAUUAUAAUGACCAGUGAUAAUUUUAACGCUAAACAUGGACUUGUAGAAUUCAAGUCUUUGUUUAAACCGCAAGAUCUGAAGAGGAUGUGCCCAGAAAGGAAAAAAGAGAAAGUCGAAGAUGAAUGUGUUCACACUUUGUCGAGCCAAAUCAUAUCUCUGAUUUCUUCUUUCAAAAAUCCUGGCAUAAACUCAAAUUCAAAAUUGGAACCGGCCGCUCAUGAAUUUAAAGUUGCAAAGAUGAAAAACAACCUGUUGGCUAAUAACAAUGAUACGUCAAAAGAGAGUUAUUUAAAUGAAAACACUGCAAAGUUUCUUGAAUUGAUCAAAGAGAACAAUGAUCUUAAAGCGGAAAAUAAAAAACUGAAAUUAGAAUUGAACGAAUGGGCAUCUUGGUAUGAAGACUUAAAAAAGACUUUGUCCUCUUUUCCAUCCGUAGAGGAAUUUAACAAUAAAAUAAGGACGGACAAUAAAUUGACUAAAAUGCUGAUUGAGUCGCAGAAGAAAUUGAGAGCGGCGCACAUGGUGAUUUCUUCUUUGAAUCAGACUAAAAAUGAUCUAGAAACAAAACUAAAUAAGGCCUCGGGGGAAACUGUAAAAUGCACCUGCAUGACGCAAAGCAAAUAUUUUAAUAACAACGCUACUCUUUCUUCUUCGAGUCAAUAUACUUUGACUUGUCACCAUUCUAGGGAUUCAGAGAAGGAAUUUAUUAAAAGCAGCUGCGAACAGAGUGAAUCUACGUCAGAGGAAUUGCUUAUAGAACAAGAAUCAUCUAUAAAUAUAUCUUCGAACAAUUUGGAGUCUAGCAAUUGUCAAUGCCAGAGUGACAGCAGUGUUUCUUGGUUGGAGGUAUCUGACAAAAGCAAAAAUUCUACGGAGCAGCUGUCACGUCAACACAGGCCAUGCGAUACGAGUACAUCAUCUACUAGAUUCACCCAAGAUGAUACAUUUUUAAAAACCGAUGCACCAGCAGUGAAGGCCGAGGUGAUGAAAAUAAUGAAGGAACGAGGGAUAACCAAGAAAAAGUAUUUGCAAGAAUUAACACAGGGGAAAAACAGAAUGUUUGAGAAAAUUAAAACCAUAGAAUUAACACAAGAACGACUAGAGAAUGAACUCAAUGGGUAUAAAAUGGAGUUCUGUGAUAUACAAGAUGAAAUUGCGACGUUGAGAUCUGAAGAUCAUAUAAAACACGACAAACAAAUUACAUCGCUUAUUACAAAUCAAAAGAAGCUUACCAACAUGAUUUAUGAAAAUGAGAAGCAAAUUGAACUGAUUUCUUCGAAAAGGAAAAACUGUCUGAAGUCCUACUUUUGCAUGAAUCAAUUUAUCGAAUUCCUCCAGGGGAUGAAAUGUUAAAUUUUGAAUUAGACAAAAAUAUGUAGAAUAAAGAAUAUAAACUUGAA